GAGAUUUGUGGCUUGUCAUUGGCUGUUACGUUUACGAGGCUGACUGCUGAUUGGUCAAUCACCUACCGAUAUGCCCUCUCUUGGCAGCCUAGGGAAUUAACUUACUAUGUUGACAUUAGCCUUACAAUGUGCUUACAACAUUGUAAUUUUUUUUUGAGUAUGGGUCACUUACAAUAUAGUAAGGAGUUCGUAAGGUACAAUGUAGUAAGGCGGUUACAACGUCCUCGACCUUGUAACUAAGGGGUUGUUUUGAGUUCGGGUAAAAAGACCGUCUACAAGAACGCUGUCCGGAUUGGCGGAUCUCAGCUUGCGAAAACGCCAAAACGGGAAUUACGCUUAUACACAACUCGGUCUAGCACGAGAUGUUAACCACAGGAUUCGGACGCCUUCUUAGACCGUGCAGACACGUGAUCUGUUCGCCCAACAAAGUCAGGCUCUCCUCACGCCCAGUCUCCCAAAGUUAUGAAGCUGAAGACGGGCAGAAGUGCAAAUGGCUGUGGCCGGCCUAUAAAGAGAUGGAGAUGUUCAAAGCAGGACACGAUAUCGGAUGUAAGAAAAUUAUUGUAAACUACAGAUAUAACACCGUUAAGCCCCUGGACCCUGGACACGUUGAGCAAGCCAUGAGGCACUUUCAGAGGAAGGUCCCCAACCUACGGUGCUUCUUCAAGGAACGUGACGGGAAGCUGUGGGUUUGUGAGGACCCGAAUCCUGAUAUCGAUUUCGAGUAUCUGGAAGGAGCCGAGAGCAGUGCCGUUAUAAAUGAACACAUAAACAAGCCUUUCCUUAGCGAUCGCACGCCCAUUUGGAGGGUGAGGCUCAUGCCCGUGCCCGCCGACGCCCCCUGCCCUAUGCCCGAAAUAAAGGCAGCUUUCCCCUACCAGUAUGACCUCGGCAUAAUGUCCCACCACUCAUUCAUGGAUGGAGGAGGCUUAGCCAUUGUCACCGGCAAACUUGUAGGACUGUUGAACGAUGUUAUAGCCGGAAGACCCGUAAACGACGAGGCCCUUUGGGGUCUACCUGAACAAUGAGGAUA
This is a messenger RNA of Penaeus chinensis, 1033 nucleotides long. RefSeq lists its product as uncharacterized. The transcript is spliced from 6 exons. Bases 363 to 1028 code for a protein of 221 amino acids. Lineage: Eukaryota; Metazoa; Arthropoda; Malacostraca; Decapoda; Penaeidae. The record is from RefSeq and is a predicted model, not a curated record.